Adelges cooleyi (spruce gall adelgid) is the source of this 1182-nucleotide messenger RNA. Its product is annotated as NADH dehydrogenase [ubiquinone] 1 alpha subcomplex assembly factor 3. The record is from RefSeq and is a predicted model, not a curated record. Gene Ontology annotation, cellular component: mitochondrial inner membrane. The transcript has a single exon. Lineage: Eukaryota; Metazoa; Arthropoda; Insecta; Hemiptera; Adelgidae. Bases 351 to 1112 code for a protein of 253 amino acids. Gene Ontology annotation, biological process: mitochondrial respiratory chain complex I assembly.
AUAUGAUAAGACAGAACAUCUUAUACCCUUGGGUCGACUUAAUAGUUACUGUCUUGUAUAUUACCCAUAGUCUAAGGACCAAAAGUCGAAAUUAAAAUUAUAGAAUUUAAAGUUAUGUUAUGAAGUAAAAAUUACAUAAGUAAUAACAACACGGCCACGUUUUACAGUUCAGGCGUUUUGACGGUUCGGGAUAAAGCUUGAUUUUUUUUCUAUUCACAAUUUGCAACUUCGAUUUUAACACAGUAUCGAGAUGUACUGCAGAGUAUAAGCAAUUGAGCCAUUUAAAAAUCAACGAUGCUGUUAUAAAUAUGGAAGGUACAGUUUUUUAAUUCACAGCAACUUUUAUUAUCAUGUCUUUAAGAAAUCUAAUUCGAACUGUGUGUAGAAGUGCAUCAUCCCCCAAAUUAGUUUUCCAACACCAAUCUCGUAGGUUCGUUGGUGCAUACGACAAUGAUGGUAAAACACAUGUUACUAUGUUAAAUAACAAUAAUAUUAAAGACGGAAUCAUGAUAUCGGCAUAUAGCCAGUUUGGUUUUCGUUUAAACAACAAUUUUCAAGUGCUUGGUCCUAUUAUAUGCUUUCCAAAUUCUAUACUUGCAUGGUAUAUUGACAGCGAUAAAGAUAUCAACGAAGAUUCAUUAUCAUUGUUAUUUCACUUAGAACCCAUGCCUAAUGUUGUCAUUCUGGGUAUUGGUGACAAUAUGUUCCGUAAAUCAAUUGAUAAAUUAGUAUUAAGUGCUACAAAAAAAUAUGGUUGCAAUAUAGAAGUCUUACCAAUAGAUGCAGCCUUGGCGACUUACAAUUUUAUUGUUAGUGAGCAACGUCAUGUAGUUGGAGCAUUUAUUCCUCCUACAAAUAUUCCUGUUAUUGAUGAUGAUGUAAUAACAGCUAAUGCAAGACACAAGAUGAUUUAUGGAAAUACAGUAUCCAGAGAUGAAAUAUGGAAUGAUGAAGAAGAAAGAAGUGAAAUAAUUAGUAAAAAUUAUAAAGAAUUUGCACAAGCUGUAGCAGCUGAAAAAGCAGCUAAAAUUGAAGAAGGAGAAAAAAUGUCUAAAAUACAAAAAUCAAUAAAUAGUCAAAAGCAACCCAAAAAUCCUAAAAACACUAAAUAGUUUUUUUUACUGUAGUAAUUAUUUGAUUUUUGUAUGUAAUUAAAUAUACUCAUAUUUUUGAACAACAUAA